AUGUCCUCCGCCGUCGUCCAUGGUGACGAUCUCGACAUGGAGCCUUCGCUCCAGUCGAUCCUCAACCAGAACACCCUCCGCUGGAUCUUUGUCGGAGGUAAAGGAGGUGUCGGUAAGACCACCACCUCGUGCUCGCUCGCCAUCCAGCUCGCCAAAGUCCGCAAAUCCGUCCUCCUCAUCUCUACCGACCCGGCACACAAUCUGAGCGAUGCUUUUGGCCAGAAGUUCGGAAAGGAGGCCCGCCUCAUCGACGGUUAUGACAACCUCAGCGCCAUGGAGAUCGACCCAAACGGCAGCAUCCAGGAUCUUCUGGCCAACGGUGAGGGGCAGGGUGACGACCCCAUGGCGGGUCUGGGUAUGGGUAACAUGAUGCAAGAUUUGGCAUUCAGUAUUCCCGGUGUUGACGAAGCCAUGUCCUUCGCCGAAGUCCUUAAGCAAGUCAAGUCGCUCUCCUACGAGGUUAUCGUGUUUGAUACCGCCCCGACCGGACACACUCUGCGAUUCCUCCAGUUCCCCACUGUGCUUGAGAAGGCGCUGGCCAAGCUCUCGCAGCUCUCGUCGCAAUUCGGCCCGAUGCUGAACUCGAUUCUCGGCGCGCGGGGCGGCCUGCCGGGUGGACAGAAUAUGGAUGAGCUGCUACAGAAGAUGGAGUCUCUGCGUGAGACUAUUAGUGAGGUCAACACGCAGUUCAAGAACCCGGACAUGACCACCUUCGUGUGCGUCUGCAUUGCGGAGUUCCUGUCGUUGUACGAGACCGAGCGCAUGAUCCAGGAAUUGACCAGCUACAACAUCGACACCCACUCGAUUGUCGUCAACCAGCUGCUGUUCCCCAAGGAUGGAAGCAACUGCGACCAGUGCAAUGCCCGUCGGAAGAUGCAGAAGAAGUAUCUGGAGCAGAUCGAGGAGCUCUAUGAGGACUUCAACGUGGUUCGCAUGCCACUGUUGGUCGAGGAGGUCCGCGGCAAGGAAAAAUUAGAAAAGUUCAGCGACAUGCUUGUGCACCCUUACGUUCCCCCACAGUGA
Penicillium argentinense is the source of this 1023-nucleotide messenger RNA. RefSeq names its product ArsA family ATPase. Gene Ontology annotation, molecular function: ATP binding; ATP hydrolysis activity. The transcript is spliced from 3 exons. The record is from RefSeq and is a predicted model, not a curated record. The coding region runs from base 1 to 1023 and encodes 340 amino acids. Gene Ontology annotation, cellular component: GET complex. Gene Ontology annotation, biological process: post-translational protein targeting to endoplasmic reticulum membrane. Lineage: Eukaryota; Fungi; Ascomycota; Eurotiomycetes; Eurotiales; Aspergillaceae.